AAAAUAAAACCUGCUCUCCUGAUCAGUUCCAUUGUGGAUCCUCUUCUGCUUUAUGUAUACCAGUCACUUGGAGAUGCGAUGGUCAGGAAGACUGUCCCGAUGGUUCUGAUGAAAAAGAUGACUGUCGACAAAUAACAUGUACAGAAGAAGAAUUUACCUGUGAUAAUAAUAAAUGCAUAACACGCCGCUGGCUCUGUGAUCAAGAUAAUGACUGUGGAGAUUUCAGCGAUGAAAAAUCAUGUCCAAAUGCAACUUGUUCCUCUUCCGAGUUCUUGUGUUCAAAUGGUAAGUGCAUACCGGACCGCUGGCGUUGCGAUGGAGAUGUAGAUUGCAUUGAAGAUGGGUCAGAUGAGCUGACCUGUCCAAAGGUGACAUUGAGAUCACCAUGUGCAAGCAAAGAAUUCACGUGUAAAUCUAGGGACUGUAUUCAUCAGAGUUGGGUUUGUGAUGGAGAUGCAGAUUGCCCGGACAGAUCUGACGAAGCCAAUUGUACCAUUACAUGCCGUCAAGAUCAGUUCCAGUGUCGUAAUAAACAGUGUAUACAUGGAACAUUACAGUGUAAUUCUGUGAAAGACUGUGAAGAUGGAUCAGAUGAAGAAAAUUGCAAAACUCAAAUUCCAGUGAGCUGUGAUCCAAUGAAGCAUUUUGACUGCGGCGACAAGCACUGCAUUCCCAUUGAGCUGGCCUGCAAUCAGAAAAAUGACUGCGGAAACUGGGAAGACGAACCACGGGACAAAUGCUUCAUCAAUGAGUGCCCGGUAAAUAAUGGGGGCUGUUCCCAGAAGUGUGUCGAUGAUCUUAUCGGCUUUCACUGCGAGUGUCACCCAGGUUAUAAACUGUUUGAUAAUCAAACUUGUGAAGAUAUUGAUGAAUGCGAAAUACCGGGUUCUUGUUCUCAACUCUGCAACAACACAAAAGGAGGCUUCAAGUGCUCUUGCCUUGAAGGCUACAGCAUUGAACCAUUUAACCACCAUCGUUGCAAGGCACAACAGGGACAUGGUGCAUUGCUCUUUGCCAAUCGUCGAGAUCUUCGCAAGAUCGAUCUGGAAACUUCGGAAUACACAUUAGUAUCUAGUGGCCUUCGAAGUGCAGUGGCGAUCGAUUAUGACUUUGCUAAAAGGAUGGUCUUUUGGAGUGAUGUUUUAGAAGAAAGAAUAUAUAGCAUAAGAUACGGUUCUUGGAUUCGCGAAUUAGGAAAUAAGGGAAUACGCUUAACUGAUACCCAAGGGAAUCCAGGCCCUAUUGAAGUACUGUUAGGGGCAGACGUUGCAGGGAAGUUAUUUACUGGCAAACGAGAAGAACUAAGAACAGGUUUAGUGGCUAUAGAAACAAAAUUGGGUUGGACUUUGAUGGGUAAAGUACCUCAAUCCGAACAUCAGCACAAUGUAAAUAUGACUAUAGUUUCUAUGUUAUCUCAAGAAGACCUGCCUAUUUCAUCGUUGUGGGACUUAGAAUUAUUGGGUAUCCGAGAUCCUGUUGAACAAAAAACUAAAGAAGAGUCAAGAAGAGCUAUUAUGGUUCAUUUCCAAGAAACAGUUCGUCAAUUAGAAAAUGGUAGAUACGAGGUUGAUAUGCCUUGGAAAAUUGAGCAUGCAGUCUUACCUGACAAUUAUGACCUAUCUUUGAAAAGACUCGAAUCUACUACGAAGAAGUUGGAAAAAAUCGGAUAUCGUGAAAGGUAUCAUGAAGUCUUUAAUGAAUGGCUGCAGGAAGGAGUGAUUGAAGAAGUUCCCCAAAAGGAGUUGUCUUUACCCGUUGUUCAUUACCUCCCACAUCGUCCAGUCAUUAAGGAAACGUCCUCACUAUCUUCCAUGAAAAUUAGACCCGUUUUUGAUUGCUUCGGCAAAGCUUUCUAA
This is a messenger RNA of Stegodyphus dumicola, 1856 nucleotides long. Its product is annotated as low-density lipoprotein receptor 2-like. Gene Ontology annotation, molecular function: calcium ion binding; protein binding; hormone binding. Lineage: Eukaryota; Metazoa; Arthropoda; Arachnida; Araneae; Eresidae. Gene Ontology annotation, biological process: receptor-mediated endocytosis. The record is from RefSeq and is a predicted model, not a curated record. Gene Ontology annotation, cellular component: signaling receptor complex; apical plasma membrane; plasma membrane.